Messenger RNA from Aspergillus ruber CBS 135680, 353 nucleotides. RefSeq lists its product as uncharacterized. The transcript has a single exon. Bases 30 to 287 code for a protein of 85 amino acids. Lineage: Eukaryota; Fungi; Ascomycota; Eurotiomycetes; Eurotiales; Aspergillaceae. The record is from RefSeq and is a predicted model, not a curated record.
AUUGGUAGACUUUCUAUCGAAAUACUAACAUGGAGAAGGAAAGAAAGAAGCUGGGCCUACCAGCGCUGCACUAUCUAGUAUGCGAAGGGGGUUCCUGCCCUAUAUUAAAACAGGCCAAAGUAUACAAGCAUCUCGCGUUGUUGGUGAAUGCCUGUACUCAGUCACAGUUCGAGUUGUCCAAAAGGAAAGAUAUGGUAGUGGGUGUUAACAGAAGUGAGCUCAGUGCUGGACGGGAGAGGACUUUUAUACGCAACUGUUUGUCUUGGUGUCUGUUAGAAAAGGAAUGAUAAAUAACAGACACAUUAGCUCUUCAUGAUCUGUUCCCACGGUGUGGCAGGGACGCAGUGUGGAAG